GGAAGUAAAGAAGAAGAACUUCCGGGUGACAGGUGAAUGUUGUUGUGCUGCGGGUCAAAUCAAUCAGGGACGAAUAUUCCUCCUUUUAAAUAAUUCCUCCGGUUGUUUUACCGGGAGCUUGAUGAGCUCUGAUAUCCGUUAACCGGAUCUUUCUCACGGUCCUCCCGCAUCUCGGCCCCGCACCGACCCUCCGAUGGCCUCCAGGCGGCCGGACAGCUUCGACGGACUCGGCUUCCGCGGCCGCGACGACCCGCUGUACGGAGCGAGCUACCCGGUCAGGAGCGCCGGAGGCCCCGCUGAGCUGCAGCAGCACCACUGGGUCACCACGCCGCCGGACAUCCCGGGCAGCCGCAACCUGCACCACGGGGAACGGACACCUGGGCGCGACGAGCCGCCGCCGGGGGAGCACGGAGCUCCCGCAGCCGGAUGGGAGGCUCCGGGGCCGGUCGUUCCUCCUGCCGAGCAGCUCAAUCGAUUUGCUGGAUUUGGAAUCGGACUCGUCAGUCUGUUCACAGAGAACGUCCUCGCUCAUCCCUGCAUCGUCUUCCGCAGACAGUGUCAGGUGAACUACCAUGCCCGGUGCUACCACCUGACUCCCUUCAGCGCUGUCGCCGUCAUGUACUCCAUCACCAAGGCUCAGGGGCUGAAGGCUCUGUGGAAGGGGAUGGGCAGCACCUUCAUCGUUCACGGCAUCACACUCGGAGCCGAGGGCGUCAUGAGCGAGUUCACACCGUUACCACGGGAACUUCCUCACAGGUGGAGCUGUAAACAGCUGGCUGGACAUUUACUGCUUAAAGGGUUAACGGCCGUGGUGGCUCUUCCUUUCUACUGUGCCAGCCUCAUUGAGACCGUCCAGAGCGAGAUCGUCCGUGACGACUCGUCCUCCGGGCUGCUGGAUUGUGUCCGUGAAGGUUUGACUCGGCUAUUGGGCGUCGGCGCUCCUCACAGUCACCGGCUGCUUCCUCUCAGCUCUCUGCUGCUUCCUGUCGCGCUGCACGCCAUCCUGCGCUACGCCAUCGCCUCCUCCGUCCAGCGGGCGGCGCUGUGGCUGUACCAGCGAGGCAGGAAGCAGCGCGCCGACCCGUCCAACCCGCUGGACGCUUACUUUCCCGAGCUGGCGGCGGCGUGGGCGGGGUCUCUGGUGGCCGACGUCCUGCUGUUCCCUCUGGAGACGGCGCUGCACCGCCUCGGCCUGCAGGGCACGCGCACCAUCAUCGACGCCACCGACGGCGUGGUGGCUUCGGGGAACGUGGGCAGCCCGCUGGUUCUGCCCGUCAACACGCAGUACGACGGCUUCUCCGACUGCCUCCACGCCAUCCGCCGCAAGGAGGGCGCCGCCGGGUUCUACCGAGGCUUCGGGGCGCUGGCGACGCAGUACGCGCUGCACGGGGCGCUGCUCGCCGCCGCCCGGACGCUGCUGAGGCUGCUGCUGCUGGAGGGCCGGGCCGAAUAGAGGGUUACCAUGGAGACGCUGCUUCACUUCCAAAGGUUCACCGUGAUGACAAAAGAUUUCUCAGUUUCUCGUCAUAAGAAAAGAAUUACAACCGUGUUGUUAUAACAACAUAACACACUUCACCUCCUUUCAGUGGUUUCACACUUCUGCUGUUUUUCCUGCGAUUGCAUCAUAUGUCCUUCAUUAGAAAGCUCCCGGUCAUUUUUUUCCUAGCUUAGCACAAAGACUGGAAGCAAGGGGCGGGGGGGGGCGGCUGUCGACUCUGAACGUUUGUGUCGAGUCCUGAUGUCACUUCCUGCCUUGAAACAAAAAUGUCAUGGCGGUGUGUGUUGCCGUGGAAACGCAGUGUCACUUCCGGUUCCAGCAUGACCUUGUGACCCAGUGCUGAAAGUCCCCGUAAUAGAAAUGCAGAUAUACAUGAAAACAGCUGAUUUAAACACGUAUUUGUAUAAAGUUGUAAAAAUGGAAAAUCUAUUAAAAGAAAUGUAGGUUUAGAUUACAUUAUAUUCAAUAAUUUAAUAAUCCAUAAAUAUUAAAAUGAAAUGAGUGAAUAAAUUGACCAGAGAUGGAAGUUGGUGUUGAUUUUUCAAAAUAAAGGUUUGGAAUAAUCGAUGCAACUUUUUCAGCAGUCUGAAAGAUGUGAAUUAAAAGUUAUUCAAAGUAUUUGUAUGUUUUUAAUAUUCAGCUAAAGUUGAGUCUGCACUUGUUCAAAUGUUGUGUUUUUUUGUUGUAAAUGUUGAAACUUUGCACUUUGUGCCGCAGAAAAAUAAAAUCUCAAGUUUUUUUUCUUCUGCUGUAAGAUUGUUUUCAUGUGAAAUAAAACAAAAUGAGACA
Cyclopterus lumpus (lumpfish) is the source of this 2287-nucleotide messenger RNA. RefSeq names its product solute carrier family 25 member 46 (gene slc25a46). The transcript has 8 exons. The coding region runs from base 194 to 1453 and encodes 419 amino acids. The record is from RefSeq and is a predicted model, not a curated record. Gene Ontology annotation, biological process: axon development; mitochondrial membrane fission; mitochondrial fission. Gene Ontology annotation, cellular component: mitochondrial outer membrane. NCBI's taxonomy places the organism in Eukaryota, Metazoa, Chordata, Actinopteri, Perciformes, Cyclopteridae.